Molecule: messenger RNA, 483 nt
Organism: Kwoniella mangroviensis CBS 8507
Lineage: Eukaryota; Fungi; Basidiomycota; Tremellomycetes; Tremellales; Cryptococcaceae
Exons: 1
Coding region: 1-483 (160 amino acids)
Source: RefSeq, a predicted model, not a curated record
AUGGCCCCUUCCUAUCUACCACCACCACCACCAUCAUCAUCAUCAACAUCCUCUACUGUCAACCCACAAACAUCAACCAACGGCACCACCUCUACUGAUCCUGCACCGUCCCUCCAAUCGCUCCUGAACCAACAGCUGACAAUCACCCUGCUCGAUCGUCGUACGAUCAUAGGCUACUUGAUCUGUAUAGACCACGAUCAGAAUUUCAUCCUUAGGGAUUCAGAAGAGUACAAACCCCUUUAUCCCAAACCCAUCGAACAGCUUAGCUCGGAAGAGAUAGAGAAGUGGGAUGAGGUGAGACAGAAUCGAAUUGAUUAUUGGCCCAGAUCAGAUCCUGAGGCUAUAUAUGCCACGGACACCGCCCUCGGGCGAGGGUGGGGAGGAAGAAGUGUAGGAUUGGUUUGUAUAAAGGGAAAGGAUAUCGGGACAGUAGAGGUUGAUAAAGGUGUUUGGAAAGGGUUAGGUGGAAGUGUGAAGGAUUGA